Molecule: messenger RNA, 1558 nt
Organism: Drosophila subobscura
Lineage: Eukaryota; Metazoa; Arthropoda; Insecta; Diptera; Drosophilidae
Exons: 3
Coding region: 67-1554 (495 amino acids)
Source: RefSeq, a predicted model, not a curated record
UCAAAUUGUUAGAAUUAGUUUCAGAAAUUUCAAGUUUCGCAGGGAAACACAAACACAGCACAGAUCAUGGCAAACAUUGGACACUUUGUAGACAGGAAUGCGGAUGUGCGUGCAGCAGGACUCGCCUCGUUUAGGGCUCCAGAACACAUCCAAGAUUGCUUUACCUUCCGCCACCCAGAGGAGCAGGCCGAAGCGCUUAUACGCGCUGAAUGCCAGCGACUGCUGGUCAAACCCAGUGGCCCACGUACCCCAAUUAUACCCAGCACUAGCGUGGGAGAUCUGCUCAGCACGGAGCUCCAGAAGUCACGCUUCAUGGCCUUCAAGGAAAAGUUCUCCGAGGACAUGUACUUCAAGAAAGCAAAACUCGGGAAGAUUGCGCCCGCGCACUCCAAGCCGGACACUGUGACGAAUGAGAGUCGCAGCUUUGGGCGGCCAUCCAGCAAGCCAGAGCCGCUGUACGAGAUUAUAAUGCCAGCAAAGCCAGCGGAGCAGGUGAAUCGAGAGUUUGGGGAAUUCCACGAGCAGCGCAUCAUCAGCCACAAUCAUUACUGGCCCUCGGAGAAGAUCAAUCGGAAAUACGAAAAACACUUCGAUCCGCAGCACACCUUUGGCCAAAGGACCACCUUCGAUGGCAUUGGUUUGAUGGUGCAACGCUGCCUGAAGCCAAACCAAGGCGACGAUCAUCAUGUGGUGAUUGUGCGCAAGCCACAAAUGGACUUUAUAGAUCGCACCUACGGCCCAUUGGGUUUGAAGUACAAAAGUAAAUACCCCUACGACGUGCCCGAUAUGAUGCAUGGCCUGCGGCGACAAACGCCCAAAUGUGAUGUCAAAAUGUUGCUGGAGAACACCGCGCCCCACACGAACAACGAUAAGUUGGUGAAUGCCUUCAGCCACCUCAACACCUUGCGGCAGGCGCUGCAGCGGCGGCCCAACUUUCACAUGUUCGAUUUGCUCUCAUUGCUGGAGAAGACGGACAAGGAGCGCACGGGCUAUCUGCCGCUGGAGCGGAUCAUUGACAUUAUGCACAAGCUGCACAUACGCGUGGACUCGCAGCAGCUACGCACCGCCUUGGGGCACUUUCAACUGCUGCGCGACGAGGGCUGUGCCACGGAGCGGGUUGGCUAUGAGGAAUUUUGUCGCCUCAUCUCCAUCCAGGUGCCAUUGCCAGCCACGGGCAAUGUUUCAAAGUUGCCCGAGAAUAGCUACAAUCAGGAGACGACCUAUCGCCUGCUCUGUGCGGAUCUCAAGAAGACGCCCAACACGGAUCGCAUCGCACGCAAACACAACCUGACGCCCGAGCAGCAGGACGCCGUGAAUACUCAUGUCCAGGAGCUAAUAUAUCCCGAUUUUUCCAUGAAGUCGGGCCUGGGGCCCAGCGAUUUUAAGCGCCUGCGAAGCAAGGAGCAGCUGGAGACGAUAUUCAAGGAUAUUGUGUCCAAGGAGGAGUUUGAAUGCAUUUGGGCGCAGCUGUUGGUCGAUUAUGCGGAGCAGCAGGAGAUGUUUUCGGUUGUGCAGUUUAAGGCGCGCAUUGUGAUAGAUGAGGAAUUAGAUUAGUUUA